CUUACCUGGAAGUACCUUAAGCUAAGCCGAGCAAUGGAGCCCAUUCUGAGUGCACGGGAGAAAGAAGAGCUUGGAAGAUCACUUAUCUAUGUCCUACAGAGUACUGGUCAGGCCAAGGAGUUCCUGGUGGACCUCGGUACAGCUGAGCUCACACGUUAUGACUUCCAAGAAUCAUUAAUAUUCCGUGAAAACACUAUUGUCACCAAGGCCAUUGAAGAAUACAUGAAAAUGGUGGGACAGAUGUACCUUCAGGAGACCCUUGGCCCUUUUGUCUCUCGUAUAUAUGCCUCAACAGACAGCCAUGAAGUUGACCCCCUGCGCUGUUCCCCAGAAGAGCUAAAUGAGAACAAAGAGCAUCUGUGGCAAAGCUGUGAGGAAGCUGUGCAGAGUAUUCUAGAGUCACAAAGG
Molecule: messenger RNA, 408 nt
Organism: Staurois parvus
Lineage: Eukaryota; Metazoa; Chordata; Amphibia; Anura; Ranidae
Source: the annotation of a GenBank genome assembly